Molecule: messenger RNA, 694 nt
Organism: Suillus paluster
Lineage: Eukaryota; Fungi; Basidiomycota; Agaricomycetes; Boletales; Suillaceae
Exons: 3
Coding region: 196-669 (157 amino acids)
Biological process (GO): carbohydrate metabolic process
Cellular component (GO): extracellular region
Molecular function (GO): hydrolase activity, hydrolyzing O-glycosyl compounds; carbohydrate binding
Source: RefSeq, a predicted model, not a curated record
AAUACACUGUUGACACAUCAGCUUGGCCGAUUCGGAGGGUUGGGCGCAAUUCACUGCAGCGCAUUCAAUUGAAUUGAGUCGAACUUCGCCAUCCCGGUUAGGAUGAGGCCCCUCUGCUCUAGGAUUAAGCCCCUCUGUGCUGGCGUAUAAAAGGACCCAUUUAAUCAACCCUUCUCAUUGUAAAAGAUCUGAAUCAUGUACUCGAAAAUCAUUAGUGUCGCACUCGUCUUCACUGCCGCUCUGGUUCCAACGGGCGCCAUCGACUUCCGCAGGUACAACGAAAACUUGCAUUACAAGGCUCGGAACGCUCCCCCUAGCACGGCCGCUCAAGUCUCGUGCGACGGCUUCCAGCCUUGGCAGGCUAAUCUCGCAUAUAACGGUGGUUCCUCGGUGAUUUUUAACAACCAACUGUGGACUGCUAAAGAGUGGAGUUACAACAACAACCCUGAGUCUUCCGCUGCCCAGUGGACUCAAAAGGGAUGUUGCAUCCAACCGAUUAGCAACAAAGCUGUUUGCACAGACAUUCCCACUUGGGGCAAGGGCACUAAUUACUCCGGGGGCGCCAAGGUGACUUACAACGGUCAUCUCUGGAUCUCUACACAGUCGACGCAGAGUAAUAGCCCUGGCGACACUUCCGGAACUUGGAAGGAUUUGGGUGCUUGCGAGUAAUCGCUUUACACAUUUUGUUGUACCC